AUGAAAAAAUUCAUUUACUCAAAACAUAUCAAGAUUGAAAAUACAAAAGAUUAUGUAUUAGAAUUUAUUAAUAAUUCAAAAAUAACAAAUACAUAUUCAGCUGAUUUAGAACAUACAUGGAAUAAACCAAAAUAUCCAUAUCCUGAUCAAUUCCUUAUAAAUGAAAAAUUCAAUUUAUACGAACAGACAGCUCAUUUAAGACAAUUCAGUAUUUCUGAUGAUAGUCACUGUCCUUCUAAUACAAAUGAUGAAUUUAAUAAAACAACCGCAUUUAAAUCUGUGUCAUCAGCAUCAUCAACUUGUUCAUCUGAUUUUAAUUCACCUACUCAUUUAGUUCCAUGUCAAACUUAUAAUCAUAGCCCAAUAACACCAACAGGUCAAGUUCCGUAUGAACAAAAAAUUUCAAAAAUACAUUCAGAUUUAUUUCAUCACUCGUUUAAUACAACAUGUACUUGUCAACAAUGUUGUCCAGUAAAUGAUGAUUGUUGUCAAGCAAUUACAUAUGAAAUUUUCAUGAAACAACAACAACAACAACAACAGCAGCAGCAACAACAAAAUCUAAUGACUUAUCCAUAUUUUUCAUAUAAAAAUAAAACAUCAUUUUCUUCACAUUUAAUUGCUGAUGACAAGGCUAGAGACAUUAUUAAAGCAGAACCUUCUGAACAUGAACCAGUAUUCCAUGUAACUUCAUCAUCACCUUUGUUUAUUUUACCUCCGAUACCAACUAACAUUACAAAUCCAUCGACUAUUUAUGAUUUUC
Messenger RNA from Adineta steineri, 760 nucleotides. Lineage: Eukaryota; Metazoa; Rotifera; Eurotatoria; Adinetida; Adinetidae. The record is from the annotation of a GenBank genome assembly.